AGAAAGCCUUUUGAUCGCUGCAUGAGCCCCUGGCGCAUGCUUCAAGUUGGCUGGCAUGGCUGAUGCACCACCUUCCCAGGAGCCAGCCGGCGCAAACAGUGCCGUUCCGAGCGAGGUGAAUGGCACUGGGCUGGCAGAUGCACGAGGUGAAUGGCACUGGGCUGGCAGAUGCAGCUCCGAAGCCAAUGCAGGUGGGCGAGGUGAAUGGCACUGGGCUGGCAGAUGCAGCUCCGAAGCCACUGCAGGAGCCAGCCGGCGCAAACAGCGCCGCGCCGAGCGAGGGGAAUGACAAGGAGCUGGCAGAUGCAGCUUCUACACCAGCGCAGGCCAGCUGGAUGUGUCCCAAGUGCGACGAGCCAAACAAGCCUUUGCGGGCCACAUGGUGCCAAGGGAGCCAGGUCGUCGCGCCAACAGUCGUGUUAGUCUCUUUUUGCCUCGCCUUCUUUUAG
Messenger RNA from Effrenium voratum, 449 nucleotides. The record is from the annotation of a GenBank genome assembly. NCBI's taxonomy places the organism in Eukaryota, Dinophyceae, Suessiales, Symbiodiniaceae.